Messenger RNA from Spirometra erinaceieuropaei, 407 nucleotides. NCBI's taxonomy places the organism in Eukaryota, Metazoa, Platyhelminthes, Cestoda, Diphyllobothriidea, Diphyllobothriidae. The record is from the annotation of a GenBank genome assembly.
AUGUGUGCACUGAACAACCCAUUGGUCGGGCUGCACGCUGACUUCCGGCCUACGCAACUUCGCGAACUCCACCGCCGAUCUUCCAGUCGUAUAAAUGUGGUGGCCGUGCGUCGGUUUGUGGCCGGAAGCUGUUCGCGUUGCAAUGAAGACCUGCGUCUUGGUGCUCCUGGCCGUUCUGGCUAUCGUCGUGGCUGCCGAGGAGUAGGUUUUAACUUUGACGGUUGUCAUCUAACCACCUUUUCUUUCCGUCUAGUGAGGUAGGUCUGGAUACGUUCUUGGGCUGAUGAAGGCACAGCCGGACUUUUCUACAAAUCAAUGAAAUUCCCAUAAAGUUUUCGUGGUUAUCUUGACUGACAGCUGUCCUUUGUGUCAUUUCGUUUGUUUAUCGCACCCUAGAAACCCUCUGA